Molecule: messenger RNA, 996 nt
Organism: Miscanthus lutarioriparius
Lineage: Eukaryota; Viridiplantae; Streptophyta; Magnoliopsida; Poales; Poaceae
Source: the annotation of a GenBank genome assembly
AUGUCGAGCGCCACGACGGCCGCUGCAGGGGAGGACGACGAGGUCGUGCACGACUUCGCCCCGCUCCUCCUGGUAUACAAGAGCAGCCGCCUCGAGCGGCCACUCGCGACGCCACGGGUCCCGCCCCGCCGCGACGCCGCCACGGGCGUCGUGUCCAAGGACGUGGCCCUCUCGCCGCACUCGUUCAUGCGCCUGUACCUCCCGCCCGCCGCUGCUACGGCCGAGAGGAAGCUCCCCGUGGUGGUCUACUUCCACGGCGGCGGCUUCGUGAUCGGAUCGGCCGGGUCGGCCGCGUACCACCGGUGCCUGAACGACCUCGCCGCCGCCUGCCCGGCCGUGGCCGUCUCCGUGGACUACCGCCUCGCGCCGGAGCACCCGGUCCCCGCCUCGUACGAGGCCUCCCUCGCGGCCCUCAAGUGGGCGCUGUCGUCGUCGUCGUCGUCCGCGGCGGCCGAGGCCGACGCCGACCCGUGGCUCGCGGCGCACGGCGACCCCGCGCGCGUGUUCCUCGCCGGCGACAGCGCGGGAGGCAACAUCUGCCACCACCUCGCCAUGCACCCGGACGUCAAGGGCGCGGGCCUGAAGGGCGUCGUGCUCAUCCACCCCUGGUUCUGGGGCAAGGACCCCAUCGGCGGGGAGCCGCGGAGCCCGGCCUCGAAGUCGAAUCAGCAGCAGCAGAAGGGCCUGUGGGAGUUCGUGUGCCCCGGCGCGGUGGACGGCGUGGACGACCCCCAGAUGAACCCUACGGCGCCCGGCGCGCCAGGGCUGGAGACGUCCUUCGGUGGCGCGGGAAGCUGUACGCGGAGGCGGCGGCGCCGGGCGGCGCCAGAAAGGACGUGGAGCUGUUCGAGUCCCAAGGAGUCGGGCAUGUGUUCUACCUGCUGGAGCCCGCGCAGGAGAAGGCCAGGGAGCUGCUGGACAGGAUCGCGGCGUUUGUCAGUACGGAAUGACGAGGAUGACGCGUUAGUGGUGGUGUACGUGGUGGACAUCGUGUAG